This is a messenger RNA of Rotaria sordida, 2037 nucleotides long. The record is from the annotation of a GenBank genome assembly. NCBI's taxonomy places the organism in Eukaryota, Metazoa, Rotifera, Eurotatoria, Philodinida, Philodinidae.
AUGGACAGACACGAUGAUGUUCCAAUUUUAAAUCAACAACCACAACUACAACAAAAAAAGUGUCAUGGUAAUCGAAGAAAUCAACGUUUUAGAAGAAAAUGUCGAGCUCACAAAAUGAAACCUACAAAAAUGGAAAAGCUAAUCAAGAAAAGAAAUUGUAUUCAUAAGAAAAAUCAAAAAAAUAACUUUAUAAGACGUACGACAAAUACUAAUAUAGAAUUAACAAUUCGAAAAAACAAUCAAUCACAACCAAUAACAACAACAACAGAUCUUAAUAAACGUAAACGAGAUAUAUCAUUACAAGAAUUAUCAAAAACAAAUAUAACAAUACCAGAAACAACAAGUUCAAUAUCUAUUGUACAACUAUCAUCAAAAAAAAUGAAGAAUUUAUCAAAAACAAUCACUAAUCCAAUAAUCAAUGCGAAUAAUAGUGAUAUGAAUAGAAAUACAAAUUAUCGACGUCCUAUGUAUUUGACACGAUCAUCACACAUACUUUGUCAAAUAUUAAAUAAAACUUUAAAUUAUUCAUUAAAGAAAAAAGAUGAACAACAAUUUAUAUAUUUACAACUUGAACUAUUAGAUCAACAAUAUUGUCUAGAAAGAGAUCAAGAAUUAUGGCAAUCGUAUUUAGAUAUUGGUAUACAACAACACAUAUGGCCAGAUCAACUGUAUACAAUGGCAAAAACAAAUGAUUUCGAUUUAUGUAAAGAGUAUUUAAUGAAUUAUAUACAAAACAUCAAAAAACAAUUAAAUCAAUAUCAAUUAGAAUUGGCAAAACAGCAAUUUCGAACAUGUCCAAUCAUAGAAUUAUCAUUUGAACAAAUCGAACAUCGGCUUAAAGAAUUAGUGAAUCGUGAACGAAAAUAUUUAUCAAAAAGAAACAAUAAACAAUUGAUUAAAUUUAACGAUGAUAUUUAUGAAAAAGAUCUGUUUAAAACUAUAUCUACCUAUUUUCCUAAAACCAAUGAACAAGAUGAUUAUACAAAUGAAUUAAUUACUAUACGACAAAAACAAGCGGAAAUCUGGCAAGAACAACUUAUGUUAGAAAUGCGAAUUCUUUGUAAAUUUUUACCACAAAAUUUCAAUCAUUUGGAAAAUUUCAUUGCACCUAUUGCUUAUCUACCAUUGAACAAUAAUGAAAAAAUUGUAGCAGUUAAAAACAAACAUUAUAAAAUUAUACAAGAAGGAAAACGUAUAUGGUUAAAUUAUUUUUUAAAUAUUUAUGAAAUUAAAUUACAAGAAUAUGAAGAACAAUAUCAAAAUAAAUUCAAUAAAUUGGAAUCACAGUUAUUAGAUAAGAGCAUUAUAAAUGGACAUACUAUUGGUGUCUCACCUGAACCAUAUCUCGAUCUAAUUUCUAAUCCAUUUAAUAAACGUCAAUGGAAUUAUCUUUCACUUGGCCCAUCUUAUAUAAGAUUAAAUCAAAGUGCCAUUCGUCCUAAAUCUCAACAACUAACUGGAAUAAAAGAUGAACAUAAAGAUAUUUAUAAAAAAGUUGAAAAUCAUCUCGUGGAGAAACCUCAUUGUAUACCACGAACAAAACCAAUUUUCAAAGAAUAUUCAAAUCAUCUUCUUGAUUACCUUAAUCAUAGUUAUUUUACUCCAUUACCAUAUAAAGAUCAAUUACAAGCUCUCGAACAAGCACAAAUCGUAGGAUCAAUUCGACAAAUAAUAAAAAAUAUGGAUCUUAUCAUCCGUCUCACUGAUAAAGGUCAUAAUUUUUAUAUUGGUUUAGCUAUUGAAUUUGAAAAAAAAAUUGAAAAAUUUUUCUCUGAUACAAAUGCUUUCAUCGAAUUAUCUUACAAUCCAUUCAAUGAAAUAUUAGAUAAAGUCAUUGAAUUACUUAAUAAAUUAUAUUCAAAAAAACUCAUAUGGAAAUGGCAAUAUGAAGAAAUGAUGCCAGAUCGAACAAAAUGUGAAUUAGCUCAUUUAUAUUUUAAUCCUAAAACACACAAGGAUGGCAUACCUGUUCGACCAAUUGAAAAUACUAUUCAUGCAUCAACUACAAAAAUUUCAAAAUUAUUAGAUAAAAUAUGA